Arabidopsis lyrata subsp. lyrata is the source of this 1412-nucleotide messenger RNA. Its product is annotated as wall-associated receptor kinase-like 14. The record is from RefSeq and is a predicted model, not a curated record. Bases 685 to 1407 code for a protein of 240 amino acids. Lineage: Eukaryota; Viridiplantae; Streptophyta; Magnoliopsida; Brassicales; Brassicaceae. The transcript is spliced from 2 exons.
AACUGUUUUACAAAUAAUGCAUCAUUUAGUUCAAAGAGAUGAAACAGUUCAUAUAACUUUUAAAAAAACUGAGAAGGAGAUUAGUGGCUGUGGGUGUGGAACCAGUAGCGCAAACCACCUUCGUAUACCGGCGAGCCCGACUGAGCCAAAGUACUCAACCGGUUUCUAGCGUUCUUGUCGAUCAAGCGAGUUAGUUUGGAUGCUGGCGUCGGAGUAUCUCCAUGUCUACGUCCAUUCCUUUCUCGCCAAAUGCUAUAGAUUGUAAGCUGAAACACGUAUCUCAACACAAAUAAGUGAAGCCGUGGAGUUGAUGGAGCGUUGAGUAAUGGUAGGAGAGAUUCCCAUCUUGCCGUGAAGUUGCUGCCUAGCAUGUCACGAGCGAGAGCUGACCAAACUUGGGAGAAGUAGUGACAUGAGAAGAAAAGGUGAUCCCUUGUCUCUACUCCUUGCACACAUAAAACACAACUUCCGUUUGAACUUGCAUUCCAUUUGAUUAAUCUGUCUCCCGUGGCUAAGCGGUUGUUGAUUGCAAUCCAAGUGAUAAAAGCAUGCUUGGGAGUGGAGUUAGGGAACCAUACUCCUUUAUACCAAGAACACUUUGGCUUGACUUGCCAGAUCAAAUGCCAAGUAUCUUUUGAGUAGAACUUGCUCUUGAAAGCAUCAUUUUUCUUCCUCCAAAGGGGAAUGUCAUUACCCGUUACAUCCGUGCGAAGUCGCAGCGAUUCAAGUUCAUCUUCAAUCUUUUUCAAAAGCUAUACACUCCUUCACCGACGAACAAAUUUUCUCAUGGGAAACUGCACACGCCCAACCGAUGGUUGUUUGAUCAAGCAGAAGUUGUUGGAGAGAUUAGUGGAAAUGGAAAGUUGCGAUGAUAAAGGAACCAUUAGCUGUUUUACUCUAGAGAGGAAUACAAAGUUUUUCAGUAUGGAGAAUUUGAGGCAGAGCUCGUGCCGAUUACUUAUCUCGUCGAUAGCGUUCGAGUCCGUUGGCAUGGACGCACGUAUCGCUCUAGAGUUGGAGCGAGUUCGGCUAAGUUGGUGGCUCAAGGGAGAUUGCAGAAACGUAACUUGCUCAAAAAAUGCCGUAUGUACACAAGUUGACACUCCCGGUGGAAACUCAGGGCACCGGUGCUCAUGUCCAGAGGGUCACCAUGGAGAUGGUUUCAUUCAUCCUUGCCGGAAAGGUAAUCCGAUUCUGUGCGGACUACCCACCAACGGGAGCUGUAGUUAUGUUGAAGAUGAAGACACUGCGUUUGAUAUGGUAGUCUUCUUUUGGAGCCUUACAGUGGCCUAUGUGACUGUAUUUGUAGGGUUUCUUGUCUUGCUGUCUUUUGAAUCUCCUCCUCGUCAAGCAUGGCUCAGCCUUGUUGAUAAUUUCAUCCACGUAGCGAGAAGGGCCUUGGGGUAAUCAAA